This is a messenger RNA of Neolamprologus brichardi, 533 nucleotides long. RefSeq names its product otospiralin. The record is from RefSeq and is a predicted model, not a curated record. NCBI's taxonomy places the organism in Eukaryota, Metazoa, Chordata, Actinopteri, Cichliformes, Cichlidae. Gene Ontology annotation, biological process: sensory perception of sound.
CAGGACUAAAACUGAAUCCCCUGCUGGUCAGCAUGCAUGCUCCGUACGUGUCAGCGCUGCUCUUUCUUCUGCUGCUGAGCUUCCUGCCUCCUGCAGAGGGGAGCGAGGCGGCUGGCAGGAGGGAGGAGAGGGAGAAGCGAAGCGUGCCGUACUGGGGCCUGUGGUCGUCUGACUUUUUCGGAUGGAUGGAGGAGCUGCGAGCCCAGGCGGCCGAUAAUGGGAUGCUGGACUUGGCUCGCACCUUCUGGGCUCACUUCCCCAUCAGCAGCGAGCUGGGCUAUGACAGUCCCGAGCCCGAGACUGAGGCUGAGGAGUGAGAUGAAGGGUACAGAUGGAAAACUGAAAGAUGUUAGUACAGGAAGAAGUUACCUGUAUUACCUGUUUAGAUGUUUACUAGAAAAAAAUCAUCACAUAUGAUGAUAAUCAUUGUUAUUAGAGUUUUUUACAUGCUUUAAACAUUGCAAAAAAAAACAAAACAAUGUCAGUGUGCAUUUUAUCUAAACAUGUUUACAGCAGGGAGAUGUAAUGUGGGA